Messenger RNA from Mugil cephalus (flathead mullet), 4981 nucleotides. It is a transcript of the gene pdgfrb, whose product is annotated as platelet-derived growth factor receptor, beta polypeptide. The transcript is spliced from 23 exons. The record is from RefSeq and is a predicted model, not a curated record. Gene Ontology annotation, molecular function: platelet-derived growth factor binding; platelet-derived growth factor beta-receptor activity; ATP binding. The coding region runs from base 318 to 3647 and encodes 1109 amino acids. Gene Ontology annotation, biological process: cell chemotaxis; multicellular organism development; angiogenesis. NCBI's taxonomy places the organism in Eukaryota, Metazoa, Chordata, Actinopteri, Mugiliformes, Mugilidae. Gene Ontology annotation, cellular component: signaling receptor complex.
UGAGUGGUGGGCAGGCUUCUCCAACGUGUGAGAGAGGAGAGAGAAAACCAUAGUGCUGUGUGCUGUGAUUUGACUAAACAAACAGCCGGACUCGGUGUGGUACCUCCUCCAUCGGACUCCUGGGACAGCGGAGAUUAACCUCAGGCUCUGAACAUCUGAGGGAUCUAUACAUUUCAAACAGCCGCCCUUGUAGAGACAACCAGCUGGAAAUCUCUCCUCCGGUUUCCUGCUGCCGGCCGGCAACUUUUCUUAGAGGGAAGACUCAUUUAUGUUUCUGGGAUCAGCGUGAAGAACCGAGUGGUUUGAAGGCUUCCACCAUGAGGAUGGUGACGGCAUUCACGCUUCACCUGACAGUUACAUUUACAGCUCUCCUGUAUUUCUGCACUGACGUGUGCUGCCUGGAGAUCACGCCUGACGACAAGGAGAUCGUCCUGGCUGAGGGCUCCACUCUCACCCUCACCUGCUCCGGCUCCACCGAGCCCAACUGGACGUUCAAGAAAGAAGACGUGCCUUUCUUUCAGGCACAACCAGUCCAAAAUGGUCAGCCGAGCCACCAGAUUGUGCAAAGUGGCGCCACGUCCAGCAAUCUGACGUUGUUUAAUGUGAGCUGGAAGCACACGGGCGUGUAUCAGUGCAAUGAUCAAUACACUGGGGAAACGAAGGAGGUGGCUGUGUUUGUCCCAGAUCCGAAUGUGUGGUUCAUAGAGAGAUUCCAUGGCAUGGUGACAAAGACCAAUGAGGAAAGCACCAUCCCCUGCGUGGUCACCAACCCGAGCAUUAAUGUCACCCUGUUUGAGAAGGACACCGACGUGCCAAUCAAGGGGGUGUAUGACCCCAGUGAGGGCUACAGGGCAUCGCUGGAGGAUAGGAAUUAUAUGUGUCGCGGAGAGCUGAACGGGAAGGUGCAGGAGUCUCAGUCCUUCUACGUCUUCAGUAUUGCUGUCCCGGAGGCCAUCGACGCCUACAUCAACGCUUCAAAGACCGUCCUGAAGCAGGGCGAACCGCUGACAGUAAACUGCACAGUGCACGGACUGGAGCUGGCCUUUUUCACUUGGGAAACGCCCAACAGAGAGCUCAUUGACGUUGAUCCGCUGACAGACAUCCUUUCCACCACGAACAUGCGCUCCUACCUGAUCUUCCCUCAUACCACCAUGGCCCACAGUGGAACCUACAUCUGCAACAUCUUUGAGGGUAUCCAAGGCCACUCGACCUCAGCCAGCGUCACCAUCAAUGUGCUCGAGCAAGGUUUUGUGGCCCUGAAGCCUGCCCAGCAACAAAACAUUUCCACCAUGCUGCAAGAGAACGUGGUGCUAAGGGUGGAGAUCGAGGCCUACCCUCCACCCCAGAUUCAAUGGACCAAAGAUGGCGCCAUCAUCAAGGGAGACAAAAUCAUCACAUUCAGACAAGAGCAUGAAAUCAGGUAUGUCACUAUUCUCACCUUGGUGAGGGUGAGGACGGACCAGAAGGGCCUCUACACUGUCCGUGUCACCAACGGAGAUGACGCCAAGCAAGUGACCUUUGACCUGGAGGUCCGAGUUCCCUCUCAGAUUAAAGACCUGACCGACCACCACCUCCCAGGGAACAGACACUUGGUGACCUGCGUAGCUGAGGGGGUCCCAACCCCAACCAUAGAGUGGUACAGCUGUGACAGCAUGCUCAAGGGCAGCAACCAGACCGAGGUGUGGCAGCCGCUGACACCUGAGCCGGAGGUUCUGAGCAUCCAGCACAAUGUGACCUACAGCGCGGCGCGUAAAACCAGCCAGGUCCGCAGCCAGGUGACUUUCCACAAGCCUCAGCAGGUCACAGUCCGCUGCGAGACCAGCAACCAAGUGGGCCUCGUGGACAGGAGAGACGUCAAACUGGUGGUGUCCAGCACCCAAUACUCUCAGGUGACCGUGAUAAUGGCUGUUAUUCUAGCCUUAGCGGUGAUCGCUAUCCUGUCUACCAUCAUCCUGAUUGCUGUGUGGAAAAAGAAGCCUCGCUACGAGAUCAGGUGGAAGGUGAUAGAAUCUGUGAGCCAGGACGGACACGAGUACAUCUAUGUGGACCCCAUCCACCUGCCCUAUGACCUGGCCUGGGAAAUGCCCCGGGACCACCUGGUGCUGGGUCGCACUCUUGGAUCGGGAGCGUUUGGCAGGGUGGUCGAGGCAACUGCUUACGGUCUCACGCAUUCCCAGUCCAGCACAAAAGUGGCAGUGAAAAUGCUCAAAUCUACAGCCAGGCGGAGUGAGACCCAGGCACUCAUGUCAGAACUGAAGAUCAUGAGCCACCUCGGUCCUCACCUCAACAUUGUCAACUUACUCGGAGCUUGCACCAAACACGGCCCUCUCUACCUGGUAACUGAGUACUGUCGCUACGGCGACCUGGUGGACUACCUGCACAGGAACAAGCACACGUUCCUGCAGUACUACGCUGAGAAGACCCCGGAUGACGGAUGCCUCAUCUCAAGAGGAAGCACCCCUCUCAGUCAGAGGAAAGGCUAUGUGUCUUUUGGAAGUGAGAGUGAUGGGGGGUACAUGGACAUGAGCAAAGAUGAGCCCUCGGUCUACGUGCCCAUGCAGGAGCACAUAGACACCAUCAAGUAUGCCGACAUCCAGCCUUCUCCGUACGAGUCUCCCUACCAGCAGGACCUCUACCAGGAACAAGGUGGCAGCCGACUGGACCUGGUGAUCAGCGACACCCCCAGUCUCACCUACAACGACCUUCUGGGGUUCAGCUACCAGGUGGCGAAGGGGAUGGAGUUCCUCGCGUCUAAGAAUUGCGUCCACCGCGACUUGGCUGCCAGGAACGUGUUGAUCUGCGAGGGCAAGCUGGUGAAGAUCUGCGACUUCGGCCUGGCCAGAGACAUCAUGCACGAUUCAAACUACAUUUCCAAAGGCAGCACCUUCCUGCCCCUGAAGUGGAUGGCACCAGAGAGUAUCUUUCAUAAUUUGUACACGACCCUGAGUGAUGUGUGGUCAUACGGCAUUCUCCUUUGGGAGAUUUUCACACUGGGAGGAACCCCUUACCCGGAUCUGCCCAUGAAUGAGUUAUUCUACAGUGCUUUGAAGAGAGGCUACCGAAUGGCCAAACCCGCUCACGCCUCCGAUGAAGUUUAUGACAUCAUGAAGAAGUGCUGGGAUGAAAAGUUUGAGAAGAGGCCUGAGUUCUCCUCUCUGGUCCACAGAGUUGGGAAUAUGUUGAUGGACAGCUAUAAAAAGAGAUACAGUCAAGUCAACGACAACUUCCUGAAGAGCGACCACCCGGCAGUGGCCCGCACCAAACCCCGGCUCUCCUCACCCUUUCCAAUCGCCAACCCGGCAUUUGGCUCCCCGACUCCCACCACCACCUCCUCCUCCUCUCCCCUGGGGCCCUACAACCAGAACCCGAGGCCCGGAGACUUCAGGCAAGAGGCGGACCCGCUGGAAGUCGUAACUUCAUACAAUGAGUACAUCAUUCCCAUCCCAGACCCGAAGCCAGAGGAGACUUUCACUGACGAGCCGUCAGAAAGCCCUGUGAGCUCUCUGGCUCUGGAGGAGGAGACCGACUCGAUGUCUCAGGACACUGCCGACACUCUUCCAGAGGAGGACAGGCUGGAGGAGACCAGCGAGAAAGACGCUCUGCUAGGCUCCUCUGGGACGCCCGAGGUAGAAGACAGCUUCCUGUAGCCACUCAUAGGAACCCCCGAGAAAACAGAGGCCCUCUCUGGGGAUUUCUUUUUUUUUUUAAACAUGUCUGAAAAAGGGAACGUGUUUAAACUAAAAUGUAGCAAAACUGAGACCGAGACAGCAAUCUCUGUAUUUCCACUAAGCACUCAAUAAAUUGUGCCUUUUUUUUUUCUAUAAACUAAUAAUGAACACAAUGCCAUCUUUUAUAGCCUGCCAUAACAUAAAUACGGUACUCUGAUCACACUCCUAGGCGGUUUCAGUAGGUAGAGACGUGUUUACUGUAUUGUCCUUCUUAGCUGGAGACCUGCAUCAUGAGGCCUUAAGAGACACGUGCAUUAUUAUGUAUCUAUCCAUAUGUAUGUUUGGCUGUCGUCACUGAAAUCCCAACUCUUUGAAAAACGGGUUUAUUUUUUAGUCAAAAGAAUAUAAAAUUAUUAACCAAAAGAAAGUAAAAAUUAAGGAAACUGUCCAUGCAGGAACAAUUUGUAUUUCAGUUUGUGCACGUGACAUUAAAUGGGAAUUUGAUAGCUGAAUUCAAUCUUAUUAACAGCCAUAUUCAUUAGAUUAGAUUUUCCCAAUACCCGAAAAGCAGAAAUUUUCCACGUGCACUGUUUUAAUGUGAGAUUUGAUUUCCUUUUAGUGUAAUUUGCCACAAUGUCAGUAUUUUUUUUAUAAUUUUUUUUUAGCAUUGUGACUUUUGAAUAGUUCUUUUAUGUAGGCUUAGUUCAUAGUUAUGUGCCAUAUUUGCACUUUAUUUUGAAAAAAAUGAGGAUAUAUAUAUAUACAUACAUAAACUUACACUAUGUGAAAGACAGAAGGGUACAACUGAGGAUCGUUAGAUUUGACUUAAAUGUGGGGUUUUCUUGCGGUGACUCUAUUUUCUAGUUCUCUGUGAAAGUCUAAUCAGUAAUCCAGUCUAGUGAAAAUAUUAUGAACAGCGUAUCACUGCCUUAGCACAAGAUGGCACACAUGAGUGCCUCUGUAGACGGAUUUGUGUCUUGCAGCUAUUGUUACUUGCCUACAUGAGGGGUUUCCUGUACUCGAGGCUUCUGGACAGCCGUACGUGCUCAUGUAAAAAGGACGCUUUUAGCCUUGUGUCGCGUUCCGUAACAUUUCACUUAACACUUACUUUGUUUCAGCGUUCGACACAUAGCCCACCGUAUAAUACAGCACACUUUUGUUUUGUGUAGCCGUCAGUAAAAUGCACAAGAUCACUGUAUCACACGCGCUAUGGUACCAAAGCUCUUUACACGUUUAACGUUUACAAAUGUAUUUUUUUAUAUGUGGCAUUUUAUAUGUUGUAAAUGUGACAAUAAAUGUGUAUUAUCGUAGUA